This is a messenger RNA of Magnolia sinica, 2063 nucleotides long. RefSeq lists its product as uncharacterized. Gene Ontology annotation, biological process: transmembrane transport. Bases 210 to 1550 code for a protein of 446 amino acids. The transcript is spliced from 14 exons. The record is from RefSeq and is a predicted model, not a curated record. Lineage: Eukaryota; Viridiplantae; Streptophyta; Magnoliopsida; Magnoliales; Magnoliaceae. Gene Ontology annotation, molecular function: transmembrane transporter activity.
UUAGUUAAAGGUUUGGAGUGUAGUAUCUUCCUUUGAGUUGCUUUUGCUUUUCUCUUUGUCCAAAGCUUCGAAGGCGAAUAUGUGAAGUAGGGGUGUGGGAGAGAGUCUCCAUUACUAAGAAGCAACAUCCUCCCAUGAAGAAGGUCUGAGGGACAGACAGACAGACGAGAGAGAGAGAGAGAGAGAGAGAGAGAGAGAGAGAGAGAGAGAUGGAGAAGUUCAUGGGUCUGGGUCAUCUGUUCGUGACUAUCUUUCUCUACCACAUUGCGGCAUUCAUGGUCAUUCCAGCCAUAACUGAUGUGAGCAUGGGCGCCCUUUGCCCUGGCACUGACCAGUGUUCUCUUGCCAUCUACCUCAAUGGUUUCCAACAAGUGGUCACAGGAAUAGGUACUCUUGUGGUUACACCUUUGAUUGGGAAUCUGUCGGACGAGUAUGGGAGGAAGGCGUUGCUCACACUCCCAAUGGCUCUCACCAUCGUUCCUCUCGCUAUAUUAGCCUACGGCCGGACAAAGUACUAUUUCUAUGCAUACUACGUGGUAAGGACUUUCACAGACAUGGUGUGCCAGGGCAGUGUUAUGUGUCUCACUCUUGCUUAUGUGGCAGAUAAAAUUUCAGAGAGCCAACGCACAUCAGCCUUUGGAUUGCUGUCAGGCAUCUCCUCUGCUGCAUUUGUCUUCGGAACUGUAACUGCCCGUUUCCUUCCCACCCAUUCUACUUUCCAGGUAGCUGCAGCCAUAGCUUCGAUUGCAGCUAUUUACAUGAGAUCUUUUUUGUCGGACCCAAACAACCACAGCAACAUCGAGGAUGGAACUUCUUGUUCUCAAUCGUCUAUGAAAAAGCGGUUGAGAGUGCUCCCAGGCAGCCAUUCAUUGCAGAAAAAGAAAAUCUUCAGCAGAAUUCUGCCAGUGGAAGAUGUGACCUACUUGUUGCAGACUAGUGUGACAUUUUCACAAGCGGCCAUCGUUGCAUUCUUCAAUAAUCUUGGGGAGAGUGGCUUUCAAGCUUCGUUACUGUUCUAUCUAAAAGCACAGUUUCACUUUAACAAAGAUCAGUUUGCAGAUUUAUUGCUAAUAGUCGGAGUUGCCGGGGCCAUCUCACAGUUGCUUCUCAUGCCCCUGCUAGCACCUACUUUAGGAGAGGAGAAGUUGCUUCGGAUAGGGCUCUUGGCAUGCUGUGGACAUAUGUUUCUUUAUGCCUUAUCGUGGUCCUCCUGGGUUCCUUAUGCUGCUUCUUCAUUAUCAAUUAUGGUUUGCUUAAUCUCCCCAUGUAUGAGGAGCAUUGUAUCCAAACAAGUUGGGCCAGAUGAGCAGGGGAAGGCUCAAGGGUGCAUUUCAGGCAUAUGUUCCUUUGCAAACAUCAUGUCUCCUUUUGCAUUCACUCCGCUCACAGCUCUCUUCCUAUCACAGAAAGCACCGUUUUAUUUUCCUGGCUUCAGUAUCAUGUGCGCCGGAUUAGUGUCGAUGAUAGCCUUAUUGCAAGGUAUCAUGAUGAGGGCAGGUCCUCCAAUUUCAAGCAAACAAGUCAACAGUAGCAACUAUGUUCCGGCCUAGUUUUCAAAAAUCCAAAUGCUUGACCUUCGUAUUUCUAAUGGGCACAACCAUAUCCAUCCAAAACUUCACAUACAUUGAAGAAGGCUAAAAUGCAGAGGUAGCAGCAUCCUUCUUGAUUCAAAUGGUCACGACAAGCCCAAGCAUAUUCGUGGAUGCUUCCAUAUCAAGUAGCUUAUUGUGAACCACCCAUACCAUAAUGUUGAAUUGUAGCCAAUUCAGGUUUUCUCAGGCUUCGAUCAUCGGUUGAAGAAUGCACACUGAAGGGAGAACAAGCACGUUUCUACAACAAGAACACGCAAUGAAAGCAAGCGGGCAACAUAUAACUUAUAUACUAUUUUGGCUCAAAAAAUCCCUUUAGUUAUGUAGCAAACUGGGCUUUGCCUGCCUUAAGCAUUGUUUCAAUUAGUUCAUGAGUUUGGCAAAAGAGCAUCAACAUUGGAUUUCUUAGGAUUGUAUAAAUAUAAUUCAAUUUUUCAUUAUACAACUGUAUGCUAAGGAUGCAUGUUUCUUAGA